Molecule: messenger RNA, 7989 nt
Organism: Lepidothrix coronata (blue-crowned manakin)
Lineage: Eukaryota; Metazoa; Chordata; Aves; Passeriformes; Pipridae
Gene: MBOAT2
Product: membrane bound O-acyltransferase domain containing 2
Exons: 13
Coding region: 44-1600 (518 amino acids)
Biological process (GO): lipid modification
Cellular component (GO): membrane
Molecular function (GO): acyltransferase activity
Source: RefSeq, a predicted model, not a curated record
CCGCCGCGGGAGCCCGGGCGGGGAGCGGCUGCCCGGCCUCGCCAUGGCCACCAGCACCACGGGCUCCACGCUGCUGCAGCCCCUCAGCAACGCCGUGCGUCUGCCCGUCGACCAGGUCAACUUUGUAGUGUGCCAACUGUUUGCCUUGCUUGCGGCUAUUUGGUUUCGAACAUACCUUCAUUCAAGCAAAACUAGCCCAUUUAUAAGACAUGUUGUUGCAACCCUCUUGGGCCUUUAUCUUGCACUUUUUUGUUUUGGAUGGUAUGCCUUACAUUUUGUUAUACAAAGUGGAAUUUCCUACUAUAUCAUGAUCGUAAUAGGAGUGGAAAAUAUGCACAAGUAUUGCUUUGUUUUUGCUUUGGGAUACCUCACUGUGUGCCAAAUUACUAGAGUCUAUAUCUUUGACUAUGGACAGUAUUCUGCGGAUUUUUCUGGUCCAAUGAUGAUAAUUACACAGAAGAUCACUAGUUUGGCAUUUGAGAUUCAUGACGGAAUGUUUCGGAAAAAUGAAGACUUGACUCCAUCACAGAGGUGUUUGGCUGUAAGACGCAUGCCAAGUCUACUGGAGUAUUUAAGUUACAACUGUAAUUUCAUGGGUAUCCUGGCAGGCCCGUUAUGCUCUUACAAAGACUAUAUUACUUUCAUUGAAGGCAGAUCAUACCAACUGCAACAGUCUGAAGCAAAUGGGAAGGAAGAUACAAAAUAUGAACAAACGGAUCCUUCCCCAAAUAUAGCUGUGGCACAGAAACUCUUGAUCUGUGGACUGUCCCUAUUCUUCCACAUGACUAUUACAAAAACUUUGCCAGUGGAAUACAACAUUGAUGAUAACUUCAGAGCUACAGCAUCAUGGCCUGUAAGGUUUUUCUACCUAUAUGUGUCUCUUAUGGCUGCCAGACCCAAGUAUUAUUUUGCAUGGACUUUAGCAGAUGCAAUUAAUAAUGCAGCAGGGUUUGGUUUUAGAGGCUAUGAUAAAAAUGGAGUUACACGUUGGGAUCUAAUAUCGAAUCUGAGAAUCCAGCAAAUAGAGUUUUCCACAAGUUUCAAGAUGUUUCUUGAUAACUGGAAUAUCCAAACAGCUCUUUGGCUCAAAAGAGUGUGCUAUGAGCGAGCCACCUUCAGCCCAACGAUCCAAACCUUCAUCCUUUCUGCCAUCUGGCACGGGGUUUACCCAGGAUAUUAUUUAACAUUUUUAACAGGAGUACUAAUGACACUAGCAGCACGAGCUAUACGAAACAAUAUCAGACACUAUUUUGUUGAAUCUCCUGCUGUUAAAGUGUGUUAUGAUAUUAUAACAUGGAUGGCAACUCAAAUAGCAAUAAGUUACACAGUCGUGCCAUUUGUACUGCUCUCUGUAAAACCCUCUUUCACCUUUUACAGCUCCUGCUAUUUCUGUCUUCAUAUUGCCAGCAUUCUGGUGUUGUUGGUAUUUCCGUUGAAAAGAACUCAAAAAGGAAGUAAAAAGCAUGAAACCAUCCAGCCUGUGUGGUCCAAAACACUAGAAGAAGAAAAUCUUUUGCAAAAGAACAGUUACUCCACAACAAAUAAUAGUUUCAGUCAGAAACAAGAAAUAACCUGCAGAUAUCAAACAUUAAAACAGUGAUUAAGGAAAUACUAUGAUGAAUAUAUUUUGUAUGUUUUCAGAAACCCAUUUUUAGCACCUUUUAAAGGGGUUUGUAUUUGUUUGCAAAGAUGUUUAGUAAGAAAAGAAUGCAUUACCUAGGAAAAUCACAUACAAUAGCAAGACUGGAAACAAAACAAAUUAACCCCUCCCAUGCCAUGUCCCUGUGGGUCACGCCUUAUAUGAAGAUGUUACCAUUAUUUCAAUGGGCACUCAGGACUUGCAACGUAUGUCCAUAGGGUCAUAUGUGUGCCCUUUGCUGAAUGUACGUUGUGUAUCCCAAGGCACUGAUGGGGUGGAAUAAAAUUGUGUCAAUCUAGGAUUAACAAAUGGAAAAUGAUUUUUCCAAAUGAAUGACUUGCCUUAAACCCUCUAUUUACUGAAAUAUUGUUUCUAAGUGGGUGUUUUCAAGUUUGAUUUUACAUGGAAAGCGCAUUUCAAAUAUAUAACACUAUAUGCUAUAACGAAGAUAAAAAUAGGAAAUGCAAAGUCACUAGAAGGCUUUUGAAUCCUUAAAAGGGAAUUGCAAUAAGCAUCUCAGUAUUUGGAGGGUUUUCUUAAAGUAUCUCAAACUAUUACAGUACAUUACAGAACUGUAAACAUUGAUGCCAAAUUAUAGUUAGGUUUCUUUCAUAAAGAGUACAAUUACUCUGAAUGGAUUAAAAUGGCCCUUCUGAACAGAUUAAAAACAACUCAAGGUUCACCUUUUCCAGGGCUUGAUGGCUCUAAUAUAGUUUCCUUUUAUUUUAAAGUACCUAAACCCAAUAAAACACUGCCAAGUGGGCUUUGCAGCUAGAGGAGAAAAAGUGGCCGUAAGGCACAGAAGACAACGUGCAAGCACUGGGAUUUCAGUGAAAGUGUAGUUUUGCCCUUAAAUACCAGAAAUACUUGUUCUAGAAUAGAACUGUUUUUACAAAACGUGAUUUUUAAUACUUAAAGUUAUUUUGAAUUUUCAGGCAUCAGUUAGUUGAUGAUGCUUUCAGUAUAAAAUAGCAAAAUUACCUUGAAACUCCAGCGUGUAGGUAGUCAAAUAUGAAAUGACUAUCAUAACCAAUUUCUAUAUGCUUGAUAAUUGAUGGUCCUUUAUCCAAAGAAGUGUAUGAAUUUGAGGAAAAGUUUUUUCUUUAAAUUUUAGAUGCAAAGUUCAUAUCAUAUUUGUGGGUAACCUAAUAGAAGAAAGAAAUCCUUCAGAAUAUCUGACCUACUGAAUCAUGGAAGUGUGUCAAGGAAACAAUGCAGUGGUUAUGUCUAUUCCAGACCAUUUAUUGUGAUGAUGGUCACUGCUAGAGUACUGCUGUUAAAGGGCUACAUUUUAAUUGCUUAUAUUCUAUAUUUUCUUAUAAUUUUUUUAAGUAAACUCAAACUGUUUAUCCACAUGGGGUUUACUUUUAAUUUUAAACCAGACACAAAAUACUACCGGAGAAAAAUAAUGCAGCUUGUUGAUUAAUAACUAGCAGUGAGUGAGAAAAAUGUUGUAAUAUUUUGAACCUUAAAUUUUUCAUUGAAUACUUAGGACCAGUCAGAUGAAUAUUGUUAAUACUAGAAGUGCAAUGAUGGUCCUCAGCUUUGGGGAUACAACCAUGCAAAAAUUGUCACAGUACUUCUGGUGUACUCUCAAAGAACCAGAUCCUGAGUUUGGUCAGAGUUGUUUCUGUGCUGCCAUAGUUCUGUAUCUGGCCUUUGGCUCCUUGCCUAAAAUUCCAGGAGGAGGAUAACAUACUUUUCCAUAUAUAUAGGUUAGCACUAAUUAGUCUACACAGUUAGGAAGGGGAAACUGAAUAUUAAAUGAGAGCAAAUGAGUCUGUUUAGAUGAGCAGGGAUGUUCAUUGUUUCAGUGACAGCUGUAUUAUCUUUAAGAUAAAAUAAUCUGAUUUCUAAAUCCUUACUUUGAUUGCCCAAGUAGACUUCCCCUUACAUGGGGUCAUGGUUAUCAUAUGCCUCUUUGAAACCACAUUAUGCUUUUCUUGUUAAUAAUAAGGGAACACUAGUUUAUUUUUUGGUCAUCCUUAUUAGAUACAGAAUCAGGAAAGACAUUUUUUUGCUUUCUGUACUUGAAGGGAUAUUUACAUAAGAGAACAAAUAAGAAUUGCAAAUAUCUGGGUGGGUAAGUAAAAUUGGGGUUGAUUCUUUCAGCAUUUGUUACUGUUGAACUUAAAUUCAUCUUGUUGGUUCAGUCUCCGUAUCUACCCAAACAAACACUUUUGGAUGCCAGUACAACAUCCAGUGUGCCGUUUUUCUGUUAAUGUUCUGGUACUCUUGUUUUCUUCUUUUGGCAUGUGUGCAAUGGAGGCUUACUAAUUCUUCUUAAUGAAAUAUGAAAACAGUAGUAAACACUCCCAGAAAAUAAGCAGGUUUAGGAUAGUGCAGGCUUGUGUGUGACUUCAGUGUGAGUCAAUUCACAGGUACAGUUUCGUUCAGAACUUUUGUAUUUAGGGAAGUUAAAACAAUCAAGAAAAUAUGUUCAUGCUUUUGUUGGGCACAGGUGGCAAGAUACAUGUUUUAAACUUGGACAUGACUUUUUUUCUUCACUAUUCGAACCCAUUAAAUAAUUGCAGUGCAAGAAAAUUAUGGCAAUUAAUUCUGCACAGAAUUUAAGUGUACUGUCUUAGAAUUUACCCUUUAAAUGUAAUUUCUGAGUAUAAAAGUACUUUGAACCAAAAUCUGCUCUUCAUGUAAAUGAAUUCUCUUGGGGACUAUGGAAAGAGGCGUUUUGUUUUAAUGGCAGCACUCUGAUUUUAGUCAAACUGGGGUUUUGUUGGUUUUGCUUUCCUGCUGCUUUACUCAUUUUCUGCCUUGCUGUUGCACUGGACCCUUUUUACCCACUCAGUCAGAAAGUCAAGAGCAGCCAGCCACGAUGCUUUAGAUAAUUUUUAGGUUUUACACACAUCAUUUGAUAAUACUGCAUUUGAAAGGAUGGUGGUGGUUUACUAUUGUUCUUCCUGAGAAAAAUUGUAGAAAGUAAAUUUCCUAUGUAUGUUUUGGGCAUGAAGGAAACAUGGCUUAGUAUUCUUUCACUUAUUAACUAAUUUAUAUCCAAAAGGUAAAAGUGUUUUCUGUAUUGCAGAUCAGCACACUAUGAAAAGUAAAUACAACAUAUCAUUCAUAAUUUUAUGGUGCUUUGCAGAUAUUUGCCUAUUGUGAACAGUUCAUUCAGGCACUUAAUGAGUUAAUGUUAGUUAGUAAAUGUAGUCACCCUGAGAGUAACUAUUUGCUUGCUUAACCUUUUUUAACCUUUAUAAUUCUGUAUUAAUGAAAGAGAUAUAUAUUACAUAUUUAAAUAAUACUUUUGGUGGUGCCCACUACUGUUUUAAUCAGAAGCUUUGUUAGCUCUGCAGUUAUAGGUAUGCCCUUCUUAUUCAGGAAACUUAUUCUUCUAUGGCCAUUCCUUAAGUUGACAUGUAGACAGGAUUUCAAUAAUUGGUGACAUUUAAAAAUAUGCUCUUGAUAACAAAUCAUACUUUAGUGAGAAGACUAUGAAGAGAUCUUUGUAUAUUCCCUGCUCUACACUGUCAUAUUGUAUCAGUUUUACCAAUAUAGUAUAUUAUUUAUUAGAAGAAUUUUACACUUAAAGAACUUGUUCUGUUUGCCCUAGGGAAAUAAGUAAUGUGAAUAUUAAUGGUAGGCUUGUAUGACAGGAUGCACACUAGGUAGUUUUGCCUCUUUCGAUGGCAUUUAUUUGAUUAGUGGUAAAAUGUCCUCUGAUGCAGAGGAGACGUUUGAGAUCCUCACCUCCCGUCAAAUUCACAUCAAAAGUAAUUUUAACAGAGUCUAGAUUUUUUUCUCAGAAGCUUUGCAAACAAAUUGUUGACAAUUUGUUUAAAUACAUGGUCAAAUGUGUCUUCACAUUUGCCUGCAAAUGUAUCACUGUUGCUUAUAUGUAAACUUUCACAUGUUCAACUUUAUAAGUUGGCCUUGAAUGAUAAAGAAAUUUAAAAGCACAAGUGACAAUAAUUUAGGCUUUCAUUUCCCUUAUCCUUAAGUCUUUCAUUUGUUAUUCUCAUUGACUUCUGAAAUCAGGCUUGAAAAUUUUUCAGUUUCAGUGAAAAUUUUGAAAUAUUACCAUCCGUGUUGAAAAGUGAUCAGUGUUAGAAAAACAGAUGGAAAUUAAUUUAAGGAUUUUAAUAUGAUGCAGACUCUAUGUAUUAAAAAAUACACAUUGUUUCUGUGCUGAUUCAUCACAGCAUUUCACUACAUUAUUAGCGUUUAUAUAUUUAUUUAGAUCAAAUAAUACUUUGAGCAGCCCUUGGGAGUAUUUUUAAAUUUUCCUGUUUAAAAAAUCAAUUGGCAGUAAAUACUUAAACAAGUAUUAUAUGCUGUUCUGAAUAAGUAUGUAAGCAGAUGCUCUAGUGAAUUGAGCCUACUCUCAUAAGAUUACUGGAUCUGUCUGGAUCUCACCUAGCUUGCACUGUCAGUCUUCACUUUCUUCACAGUCAUGGUGGAAAAGCUGGCAGUGGAGAACAUGUCCCGUCUGUGGCUGGAAGGGUUUGCUACACAAUUCCUGUGAGGAGCUAACCCUCUGUGCAGAGCUUGGCAGAGAUUCUACUUGCUUGUGACCUAGCCUGCCACUGCUCAAUGCUACAUCUAUCUGCAUUUUUGAUGUGUUUGCUGUCUUAACCUAGACAUUUAGCAAACACCAUGAAAUCCAGGCAUCCACAAAGUCGCCCUGCAAGGUUACAACUGCAAAUAUCGCAACACUUGGUUGUUAUGGUCAAAAUGAAAUGAAAACAAAAUUUCUUAAAGACUUGUUUUGAGAUGAGCUUUUUGUAGGUUUUUUACAAAAUGUAGCCAUCAACUGUAUCAAUUUUCAUCUCAUUAAAUAUUUAAAACAUAAUUUGCUCAGUUUAGGUAUACAAAUUUGCAAAAGCAAAUUUUGCCGCUUCAUCACUGUCUGUGCAUUAGUUGUGUGUCCAGUGACUUAGCCCCCGUUUUGGUUUUAGAUGGUUUUAGAUUUUCUAAACCCAUGUACAUAUCCAUAUAAUUUGUGUAAACUUUGAGUUGACAAACUGUAGUUACAUACAGCGUGCAUAAAUACACUUAAAAUAAGCUAUAUCAAUAUUCAGAUGAGGCUGGUGUUGAGCCCUCCAGUUGUACAUUACAUCUGAAGGCUGUGGGGCUCUGUUCUCAGACUACUAAGCUUUCUGCUUCCUAAGGUGAAAAUAGAAUCUGUUGGUUACACUAAGUGGCAAGGAAAAGGGUUCUUUCAUUCUGUUGCAAAACCAACCUUUACAGGAUAUUCUCCUUCAGGCUAUGAAUAGAAAUCUUGACUUCAGACUGAGAUCUGAGAUAGGGCCACAUUCAGAGGAAAUUUUUUAUAUUAGUAGUGACUCAGUCCAGCACCUUACUCCAAACACCUCCUGGCAAAACAGACCUCUUCACAAUCUUCUUCCUUCCUUUCAUUCUCUAAGGGAUAAAUACCCCAAGCUAGAUUUCUUCAGGUUUCACUGCAAUAUGUCAUAUGAAUAGGUAGCUGUGGUCCAUGCUCUAGUCAGAUUCAAGACUGGGACAAUAUAAUCUGAAAUGAAAAGCAGAGAAACAGGGUGCCUAGAGACCAGUAAUUGGAAUAGUGCAACACUACGUAUUAAUGGUGCAACAAUUGUCACAAUAAGUUAAGGAGUAUUUGCCUAUGCAUCUUUUGCCUUUUGAUGUGUUUAUCAGUUCUCUUUACAUCUUUUCUUUGUAUCUUCUUUUGUCCAGUGGUAUUGACUAUUUCUAUGAAGAAUCUGCUGAUGUGUCUUACUGUGACAAAGGUGUCAAAAUGCUACAAUAGUAAUUAGGUAGUUAUUCUUAAAUCCCAGACCUCAGAUGUGUUCUAGAUCAGUUAGAAGAGAACAUUCAAAAUGUAUUGGGUGAAAAAUAGUGUAAGAUGGGUAAACAUAGCAUUAUUCAAAGAUGUUGUAAUAAGUUAUUCAAUUUAAGAAUUUAAAAUAUGGAACUUUGUUCUUUCCUGCCUUGGUUACACAUUCAAGGGAAUAGUUUUACCUCAAUGCAGAAGUAGUUAUGCCUCCAACCACCCGUAUGUUAAGGUGAGAGAACACCCCUAAAAAGUGGAUAGCUACAGUGUUCCUAAAUUUGCCUUUCCUGGUUCAGAUUAUAAUACAUUGUCGGUGAAUUUCAUUUUUAUUAUUCCAAAAUAUAUAUUUUUUAAAAAGUGUUAUUUUUCAACAGAUCCAUAAACUAAGUGUUGGUGUAUGGUAAAAUUAAAAUACCACUGUUAGUUACACUGUGAUUGUGAUAUUUUAAUAAUUACUUAUUUCUAAUUUGUCUCAGCAGUGCUGCAGAAGCAGCAUGCUGUUAUGUUUUAAAGGUGUUUUUAACUUGCCUAUAAAUGUUUUUUUCUAAUUUGUGUCUUUAAAUCUGAUUAAACUGUAGUU